Molecule: messenger RNA, 5769 nt
Organism: Laccaria bicolor S238N-H82
Lineage: Eukaryota; Fungi; Basidiomycota; Agaricomycetes; Agaricales; Hydnangiaceae
Product: glycosyltransferase family 2 protein
Exons: 10
Coding region: 1-5769 (1922 amino acids)
Cellular component (GO): myosin complex; cell septum; cell periphery
Molecular function (GO): cytoskeletal motor activity; ATP binding; chitin synthase activity
Source: RefSeq, a predicted model, not a curated record
AUGAACGCCCACCAACGCCUAGAGGCCGCCACCGACCUCGCAGGCCUCUCUCCGAUCUCAGACGACAUCAUCGUUGCCUGUCUUCGUGAGAGAUUCAUGACAGACACCAUCUACACCAACAUCGGCUCCUCUGGCGUCGUCGCCCUCAACCCCCACAAAUAUGUCGCCUCAAAUUCGGAUUCCAUGCUGUACAAGUACGCUACAGAGUACCGGGAUUCGUCAGAACACAAGGAGAAACUCCCCCCACACGUUUUUCAGAUCGCCAACAACGCUUACUACCACAUGAGACGGACAACGCAGGACCAGUGCAUUUUGUUCAGCGGUGAAACAGGGAGCGGAAAGUCGGAGAACAGGCGCCUCGCCAUCAAGUCCUUGUUGGAGCUCAGCGUUAGCAACCCAGGCAAAAAGGGCUCUAAGCUCGCUACCCAGCUUCCUGCUGCAGAGUUCGUGCUUGAGACGUUCGGAAACGCUCGCACCCUCUUCAAUCCCAACGCAUCUCGAUUCGGAAAGUACACUGAGUUGCAAUUCUCAGACCGAGGACGGCUCAGCGGUGUGAAGACACUCGAUUAUUACCUUGAGCGGAACCGUGUGGCUGCCGUGCCUUCGGGCGAGCGCAAUUUCCACAUUUUCUACUACCUCGUCGCAGGAGCAUCACCAGAAGAAAGACAGCACCUUCACCUCCUCGACAAAUCCACCUACCGUUACCUUGGUCAACGUGGGACAGGGGUUGCGAGACCUGGGCGUGACGAAGAUGCGCAGCGCUUUGAUCAGCUCAAAAUAGCCCUGAAAACUAUCGGGUUUUCUAAACGACAUGUUGCGCAGACGUGCCAGCUCAUUGCUGCCAUCCUCCACCUUGGCAACCUCGAGUUCACCGUUGACCGUCAUCGCAAUGAGGAUGCGGCGGUUGUGCGGAAUACGGACAUCCUUGAGAUUGUGGCCGACUUUUUGGGCAUCCAGCCUGCUGCGUUGGAGGCUGCGUUGUCGUACAAGACCAAGCUUGUCAAGAAGGAGCUUUGCACGGUCUUCCUCGAUCCAGAUGGUGCCUCUGAUAACAGAGACGACCUCGCCAAAACUCUGUACUCGCUCCUGUUCGCAUGGUUAAACGAACACAUCAAUCAGCGUCUGUGCAAGGACGACUUCACUUCCUUUAUCGGCCUUUUCGACCUCCCUGGCCCACAGAACAUGUCCAGUCGACCCAACUCCCUCGACCAAUUCUGCAUAAACUUUGCCAACGAGCGCCUCCAAAACUGGGUCCAGAAGCGUCUGUUUGAGAGCCACGUCAAUGAGUACAACCUCGAAGGCAUCGCGCGGCUCGUUCCCCAAGUACCAUAUUUCGACAACUCAGAAUGCAUUCGCGUCCUGCAGAACUCUCCUGGAGGGUUGGUACAUAUCAUGGAUGACCAAGCGAGGAGGCAGCCGAAGAAGACGGAUCAUACGAUGGUGGAAGCUUUCCAAAAACGAUGGGGAAAUCACUCGUCUUUCAAGACCGGCGCAGUAGAGCGGUCAGGGUUCCCCUCGUUUACGGUCAACCACUUCAACGGCCCUGUUACCUACUCGUCUGAAGGUUUCCUUGAUCGCAAUUUGGACGCCGUUAAUCCAGAUUAUGUCUCUUUACUCCGUGGAGCUACGGAUGGGCUGGAGGGCACGGGGUCGAUCAACCCUUUCGUCAAGGGCCUGUUCUCAACCAAGGCUAUUGCAACGCAGGCGCAUCCAAGGAAUGAAGACACCAUUGUUGCAGCGCAGCAGGCCGUCAAGCCCAUGCGUGCCCCGUCGACUAGGAGGAAGAACACCAUCAAGCGGAUGCCAACGGUGAAAGAGGGGUUGGGGCCUGAUAUCGAAGAGAGGGACGAGGACGAGGGGGGACCAUCAGGCGGUCCUUUGACAAGCUCCAGCCCGUGUGUUGCAGGCGAGUUUAAAGCUGCUUUGGACACGCUGUUCGAGACUUUGGAUGAGACGCAGCCCUGGUAUAUUUUCUGCGUCAACCCGAAUGACUCGCAGCUACCGAAUCAGUUGGAGGGAAGGAGUGUGAAGGGGCAGGUUAAGAGCACGGGUUUGGUGGAGAUUGCGAAGAGGUGCACGAGCAUGUUUGAGGUCAAUAUGACGCCUGAGGAGUUCUGCGAACGGUAUUCGGAGGGCUUGGAGGGUGGAGGCAUUUCGGAGGGAGAUGCUCGUGAGAUGGUUGAUCAGGCUAGGACAACAUUUGGGCUGGGUGAUCGAGAUUUGGUGUUGGGUCAACAUAAGGUGUUCCUCUCCCAAGUCGCUUUCCACAAAUUCGAGGAUCAGCUCAGGUCUCACGACGUCGAAGAACAAAAGCGAAAUCGUAUUCGCGACCAAGAAGCUGAGGCCGGCUUGGAUCCCCGUGGUUUGCACGACCCGUAUGCUCCUUAUCGGAUACCAAACGACGACCUUGAACCUUCACCAUGGGGCAAUGGUUAUCAAGAAGCUUUUAACAACUCCAACCAAGCCCUCCCCCUCGUCUCCAACGCGUCUCCGUUCCAGAGAUCCGACUUCCCGGCGAACGAGAUGUACGACGAUUACGAGGAGAACAAGUCUGUUCGGAGCGAGGACUUUGAUGGUCGAAGCAGGUUCACGAGUAACCGCGAUGAAUCUGUGUCAAACUUUGGGUCAGAGUCUUAUGCCCCCUCUAGGAACAUGUUCCAGAAUACUGACAAGAGGGGGCUCAUGGAGAAGGAGGCGCUUGCGGGCGAGAUUCAAGAGGGAGAGACGUCAGAGGUGUUGAAGGAGAGUUCGGCUCGUCGACGAUGGGUCGCGUUGUGCUGGAUGUUGACGUUCUGGGUCCCAACUCCUCUGCUCACCUAUGUUGGGCGUAUGAAGCGUAUGGAUGUGCGGCAGGCUUGGAGAGAGAAGCUUGCUCUCAAUCUCCUUAUCUGGUUCAUCUGCGCCUGUGCCGUCUUCGUCAUUGCCGUCUUGGGAGUGGUCAUCUGCCCUACUGAACAUGUCUUCAGCACGUCCGAACUUGCUUCGCACUCUUCCAUUCUCAACCCAAACAACGUCUAUACCUCCGUUCGUGGAGAGGUCUUCGACUUAACUACUGUUGCCGCUACACAUCAACGAGUGGUUGGUGUUGUUCCUACCAAGGCUAUCUUGAAGUACGGUGGACAAUCCGCGGACAAUAUCUUCCCAGUUCAGGUCAGCGCUUUGUGCGAUGGUACAUCAGGUUCUGUCAGCCCAUACGUCACCCUGGAUUCCUCGAAUAACACAGAUCCCAACUCCGUGUACCACGAUUUCCGCGCCUUUACCAACGAUUCCCGGCCUGACUGGUACUUCGAGAGCAUGGUCGUGAUGCGAUACACGGCUCGUGUUGGGUUCCUUGGGUACACUCCCAAGGAAAUCAGGAACAUGGCCAGUGCUGGGAGAUCAGCUGCCAUCUACAACGGUCUGGUUUACGAUGUCACGAACUACCUCACGAGUCCCCCCGCUGUUCGAUCACCAGCUGGAACACAGGCUCCCGCCACGGACACCAAUUUCAUGUCUGGGGACGUUUUGAAUCUUUUCCAGGUUCACGCGGGCACGGAUAUCACGAAGCGAUUGAAUUCGUUGAACAUCGACAGUGACGUCCUUGCGAGGCAGAAAGUCUGCUUGCGCAAUCUGUUCACUAUCGGAAAAGUGGACAAUCGCCAAUCCCCGCAGUGCCUGUUCGCGACCUACAUUCUCCUGGUACUUUCCAUCAUCAUGGUGUCGAUCAUUGGCUUCAAGUUCCUCGCCUCCAUCAACUUUGGUUCUGCACGCGCUCCGGAGGACCAUGACAAAUUCGUCAUCUGUCAGGUGCCGUGUUACACCGAAGGUGAUACUUCCCUGCGCAAAACCAUUGACUCCCUCGCUCAGAUGAAGUAUGACGACAAACGCAAGUUGCUCCUCGUCAUUUGCGAUGGAAUGAUUGUUGGUUCCGGUAACGAUCGUCCAACUCCGCGCAUUGUCCUCGACAUUCUGGGGGCUGAUCCGAAUUUGGAUCCUGAGCCUCUCAGUUUCAUGUCCCUCGGUGAAGGAGCCAAGCAGCACAACAUGGGCAAGGUCUACUCCGGCUUGUAUGAGUGUGCAGGUCACGUCGUGCCAUACUUGGUCGUUGCGAAGGUUGGCAAGCCGACUGAGCGCAGCCGUCCUGGCAAUCGUGGUAAACGAGACUCUCAGAUGCUUCUUAUGCAUUUCUUGAACAAGGUCCAUUUCAACUCCCCAAUGAAUCCGCUCGAGCUCGAAAUGUACCACCAGAUCAAGAACGUUAUCGGCGUCAACCCGUCUUUCUAUGAGUACUUGUUCAUGGUGGACGCUGAUACGACUGUGGACCCGCUCUCUGUCAAUCGCCUCAUCUCUGCGAUGAUUCAUGACAAGAAGCUGCUCGGUGUUUGUGGCGAAACUGAACUGGCCAACGCGAAGCAAUCUCUCAUUACGAUGAUGCAGGUGUACGAGUAUUUUAUCUCCCAUCACAUGGCAAAGGCGUUCGAGAGCCUUUUUGGAUCCGUCACCUGUUUGCCGGGUUGCUUCACCCUUUACCGCAUCAGAACACCUGAUACCCAUAAGCCGUUACUCAUCUCCAACCAACUUAUCCACGACUACUCGGAGAAUCGUGUCGACACACUGCAUAUGAAGAACCUCCUGCACCUUGGCGAAGAUCGAUACCUUACCACGUUGCUCCUCAAGCACUUCCCGCUCUUCAGAACCCAGUUCAUCCGCGACGCUCAUGCGUACACCGUGGCUCCUGAUGACUGGAAGGUUUUGCUGUCUCAACGUCGCCGCUGGAUCAACUCGACAGUCCACAAUCUCGGGGAGCUCAUCUUUUUGGAGCAGCUUUGCGGUUUCUGUUGUUUCUCGAUGCGUUUCAUUGUAAUGAUUGAUUUGGUUUCGACGCUCACACAGCCCGUCACUGUUGCAUAUAUCGUGUAUUUGAUCUACCUGGUGGCCGGUGAAGGCAAAUCCAUCCCCACGUUAUCGCUUAUCAUGAUCGCCGCGAUUUACGGUAUUCAAGCCCUGGUUUUCAUCAUGCGACGGAAGUGGGACAUGAUCGGAUGGAUGUUGUUCUACGUCCUUGCCAUUCCCGCCUUCUCCUUCUUCUUGCCUCUAUACUCGUUCUGGAAGAUGGACGAUUUCUCUUGGGGUCAAACACGUGUCGUCCUUGGUGAAUCUGGCAAGAAGAUGAUCGUUCAUGACGAAGGGAAGUUCGAUCCUCGGUCUAUUCCUCUCAAGUCAUGGAAUGACUACGAGAACGAGCUCUGGGACAAGGAAUCGAAUCACAGCAUCGGAUCCUGGGUCCCUCAAACCAAAGCAAAAGAAGCUUACGCAGAUUCUCGCACUGCUUCGUUAUACGGCCGAGAAACCUACUACGAGCCUCAAGGACGCAGCUUCUCACCAGCCCCAUCUCAGCUCGGCAUGUACCCACCUCCAGGAUACCAAUCAGGUCGCAAUACCCCACAGUCCCAGUUCCGACCAAUGAGCGACGUAGGGCACUUCCACCAGCCUGCCCCGUCACGCCCUGCCACCAACUACCUAGAUAUGCCAAUACCCACGACGCACAGCCCAGAUACCUUCGAUCUGUUACCCAACCUGGGUGGUGGUGGUGCGCCUGCUGCCGGUGGCGCACCAAGUGACUUCGAGCUCGAGCGGUCCGUCCAAGAAAUCAUGCGAUCUGCAGACCUCAACUCCGUGACGAAGCGCGAGAUUCGGCGCCAGCUCGAGGAACAGUUCGACAUGGAUCUGACUUCUCGCAAGGCGACUAUCAACGCCGCGAUCGAUAGAAUUCUGCUCAGUCAGGCAUGA